Molecule: messenger RNA, 402 nt
Organism: Botrytis porri
Lineage: Eukaryota; Fungi; Ascomycota; Leotiomycetes; Helotiales; Sclerotiniaceae
Exons: 3
Coding region: 1-402 (133 amino acids)
Source: RefSeq, a predicted model, not a curated record
AUGGUUUGGGAGAUCAAAGAGCUGUCCAAAAACGACGUUGAAGCGCGCAACUUUAUAGUUCAGGCAGGCUACAAAUAUCCUCAAUACUUUGCAAGUCCGGUAGAGCGGAACAAAUUGUUUCUGUGUUGUCGACACAACUUCAUGCCACCGUGCGAAUGCUCCGAUUGUGUCCAACAAUUCCGUUUUCGGGAUGAUCAAGAACACAAGAUAACGGCUUACAGCUUUGCGCCUUGUGACGCCGAAGCUCGACAGGAGGCUGAAGGAUUUACCACAGACAUAAGGAAGAAAAAGAGUCGCAAUAAACGCGAGGCCCUCUUACGCGAUGUUGAUCCGAACUUAUAUCCGCAUCGGUGGCCUCUAGUACACCUGAAUAAAGCGUUUCGGUCUCCUCCUAGUGACUAG